This is a messenger RNA of Schistosoma intercalatum, 264 nucleotides long. The record is from the annotation of a GenBank genome assembly. Lineage: Eukaryota; Metazoa; Platyhelminthes; Trematoda; Strigeidida; Schistosomatidae.
AUGAUGAUACGAACUAGAAUAGGAUACUUAGAUCGAUUGACUGAUCGACUUCUGGAUUAUAGACGUCAAGUAGAACUGGCUAGAACAAGAUGCAGUCAAACACAGAAACUGAUCGACAAAGCACUAAUGGAGCAACAGGAGAAGACAACACAACUCGCGCAACUCAAGAACUAUUGUAAGAAGUUAGUUAGCUUUUUGGAGGAUGAACUAUCAAGAAUCUGUAAUCGGCAAGUGCAAAUAACUGGACAGUUCUGCGAUCUGUGA